Notodromas monacha is the source of this 2500-nucleotide messenger RNA. Lineage: Eukaryota; Metazoa; Arthropoda; Ostracoda; Podocopida; Cyprididae. The record is from the annotation of a GenBank genome assembly.
AUGUCGCUCCUGUCGCCAGCGUGUUGUGAACAGGAUCAUGCAGUGCAGUACAGUAUUGUGAACGGCGUUGACAUUUCCGAAAAGACUCACGCGGAAGCAGUGGCGUUUUUGCGGAGCUGUCCUGAGGUAGUGACGCUUCGGCUUUACCGUGACAUGGAUCAAACCCCGGUGUCACCUCUUUCACCGACUGCGACGAGCGUCGAGGAUAUCACCGACUCUACCAACAAGCGCAACAUAGGCAGCAGUCCUUCAACUCUCAGAAGGAACAAGCUGAAAUUCCGACAAGAAGCUCAGGACAUGUUGCUCGGACUAGCUAUCCAGCGAGGCAAAACGCCACCGAAUGCCUCACCCAACUUCAACUCUCUGGGUCGUCAGCGUCGGCUGAAGCAGAUGCAGAACAGCAAUGCGUCGUCUUCAGCGACGAGCUUCAGCUCUGGAAUGAUGCCUGGUGGGACUGAAGUUUUGAUUGUAACCAGGAGUAGAGUAAAGCCUGAUACAGCGGACAAACCGAGGCGUCCGAAUUACCUGGACCUGAACCUCGACAGUCCUGGGAGUAAGAAGCAGAAAUUUGUGUUCACGCCGCCGUCGUCGUACCGCGACAAGGGACUGGGAUCCGAGUCUGAAGCCGACACUUCGCUGGACGCCCCCCACGUGGAGCAGUCGCCGUCGCUAGAUUUUCCAGACCUCGACGCGGAUUCCUUUCUGAAUGAAGUUUUGGAUGCCUGCGAGAAGACGCAUAAAUCGGGCUCGUUUUUGGCGAAAGUGGGGGAUAAAGGAGAGGAUGCCACAGACGCUGUCGAUGGUUCGCAAUCCGGAGCUUUCGGCCAUCGAACGCAGGGAUACCAGUCGGUGAACCUCACACCCAAAGAGGCCAAAGGGAACGGGAAUGCUUCCGGUCACGCGGCGUCCACGCAUUUUUCUGACCAAGACAUCCCUCACCAGUUCACUUCGCUCACGAAGGCAAACGUGGAGAAGUCUGCACAGGAGGAGAAAACUGAAGGCACUCAAGGCUUACUGAAGUGGCGAGGCCAAGUGUUCAGUGCCGACGGAAGCGACGGCGAAGACGACGGCUGCUUGGACUACCAACUCGCGCUCGGGCCACCCCCGCCGAUGCCGCCGCCUAACCCAGAAAACGAGAACAGGGAAAUUCUGCUGACACUGCAGAGGGGAUGGAACAGUCGGUUGGGGUUCAGUUUGCGUUCGUACACGCAGUCAGGGAAGCCUGGUUCCUACGUUUCUGCGAUUUACGCUGAUAGCGUCGCUUUCCGAGACGGGCGUCUGAGAGUUGGUGAUCGACUUAUGAGGGUGAAUACGUUGGAUGUCAGCGAGAUGCCGACGAGCGAAGUCAUUAGUAUUCUGAGAACGAUGCGAGGACCGAUUCUGCUGAUUCUCAUCAGACCUCCGUCGUUCACCGAAGAAUAACGCAAAAAAGCGCUGCGCAUUCGAAGGUGUGCUUUUUUGUUUGUUUUCGCAGCUAAGUUCGAAAAUCAGGUUUUGUGGAGCGUUGAGGAAUGAAGCGUUAGGUUUGACGUGUGCUUGUCAGUCUGAAUAUCCGCGAUUUCGGGGUGGACAUGUUCAUGAAUCGAACCUCCCAUGCUUUUCUUCGUUCCCUUCGAAAGCUCGCUGUCCAGCAUCUGAAAACCGACUGGUAAUUUUGCGUUAGUUCUGCUGAAAAGCAGAAUUAGACAGUAUAAAUGGUGUUUCUAAAAGUGUUUCUUGAGUGUUAAGGCGCAGUCUAAAUGAGAUAUGAAGAGGUCAAUGAUCUGAGGUUGUGACAGACGAGAUUUUGUUUUUCGUCGCAUGGGAUGAGGCAGAGUCGAGGUACAAUCCGCAGGAGGAUUUAGGCUAAGGCGUUGAAGUCAACACCAGUGCCAUAGUAGUUUGUAAUUUUUUUUUACUCUCUCGAUCGCGAAAUUGCAAGGAGAAACAAAAGUCUGUGAAGGUUAAGGACUGGGGAUACAAGAACCGUUUGUCGAUUUCCUGCAUUGAAAUGAGCUCCCUCAUUCCCGUACUUCCGUCUGUUGUCUGCUGUGUGCGGAUGAAGUGAUUCGUUUGAGAUGGAUUUUUUUUUUUUAGCCUCGUCGGGAUUCUUCCGAAAGCUGUUUAACUCACGAGCAUCUAUUGCAUUCCAGUUUAAUUUUCGUGCGUGAUGUGGGGGUUUCCGUUGUUCGAUUCAAGAAUAUCAACUGAGGUUGCAUGUGGGGUGCAGAAGUGACUUCGAGGAGUUCUCUUGUCAGCCGAAUCACUUGACGAAUGUUCCCGGUGGAAUCAAAUCCUUCCGACAGGCGAUUUUUUUUUUAAUCUUGACAUGAGGAAACCUUUUUUCAAAUCCCUGAGGGCGAAAACAUUUUUUCGCCUAAAUUUUUUCAGAACUUUUUAUCCAGCUUUUAUUUCUAUUUCGGUCCCUGUUCUGGCGCUGUUGAAUGAGUGUUCAGUCGAGAAAGGGAAGAUUGUUUUAUGGGGUUCCACUCGUGCAGUAAUAUAGAAUUUUCCUCGUGGA